Olea europaea var. sylvestris is the source of this 1194-nucleotide messenger RNA. Its product is annotated as acyl-coenzyme A thioesterase 8-like. NCBI's taxonomy places the organism in Eukaryota, Viridiplantae, Streptophyta, Magnoliopsida, Lamiales, Oleaceae. Bases 1 to 726 code for a protein of 241 amino acids. The record is from RefSeq and is a predicted model, not a curated record. The transcript has 10 exons. Gene Ontology annotation, biological process: fatty acid catabolic process; acyl-CoA metabolic process. Gene Ontology annotation, molecular function: fatty acyl-CoA hydrolase activity.
AUGAACAUCGUUAUAGACGCUCUGAUAAAUUGCAACUGGUUUACAGUGCCAAUUAUAUAUCAAGUGCACCGCAUACGGGAUGGGAAAAGCUUUGCUACCAGAAAGGUAGAGGCAAUACAGAAGGGGAACAUUGUAUUCACCUUGAUUGCUUCUUUUCAGAAAGAGGAAGGAGGAUUCACUCACCAGGUGGUUGCAAUGCCUUCCGUGCCUUGUCCAGAAGAGCUUUUAUCAAUGGAAGAAUUGAGAGAAAGGCGUAUCGUUGAUCCUCGACUCCCCAGGACAUACCGGAACAAGGUAGCUAGUAGGGAAUAUGUACCCUGGCCCAUAGAGAUCAGGUUCUGUGAGCCUAAUACUUCCACCAAUCAGACUAAGUCUCCUGCGAGCUUAAGGUAUUGGUUUAGAGCGAAAGGAAAACUUUCUGAUGACCAGGCUUUGCAUAGAUGUGUUGCUGCAUAUACUUCAGAUCUCAUAUUUCUUCAAGUAAGCAUGAAUCCUCAUCGUGAAAAGGGUUUGAAGUCGUCAACUGUGAGCCUGGAUCACUCGAUGUGGUUCCACAGGCCUUUUAGGGCUGAUGACUGGGUGCUAUAUGUGAUUUAUAGUCCCAGUGCUCAUGGUGCACGAGGGUUUGUUUCAGGACAAAUGUUUACAAGGAAUGGAGAGCUUGUUGCAUCACUGACUCAAGAGGGCUUAUUGAGGAUGGCCAGAACUGCCAAAUCUAAAUUGUGAAAUUCCCUCGUAGUGCAUUCAGAAGAGGAACAUUUUGCAAAUUCGGCAACCAUUAUUCAGGUUUUAGUGGUUUCUUGACAUGGGUAUGGUUCUAAUCACAGGUCAACAUUUUAAAUAAGAAGCAGCAGAAUGAUCUGUGGUUUAGAUUUAUAACCUUGAUGAAAUAAGUGGGUCGUUUCCUUUCGGACAUGUUUCUAUAUAUUUAUGAACUACAUAUGGUUUCAGUAGCAUCAAAAUAAUCCUUCGUGUAACAUGAAGUGUUUAAAGCAUGUCUAAGGCCUUUUGGUUUGCGACAUGAAGUGUAGAGUUUCUACUUUCUAUAGUCGUUUAGAUGAGGCAUAUUCCGAGAGAAGUGUUUAACUGUUCAUAGAACUCUUAUGCCUAUUGGCUGUAAUUUUUGAUUUGUUUUGGAACCGCAGUUGCGAGAAUAGGAACAUAAUCUAUUACGGAUUUAUGCUGAUUAACACA